This is a messenger RNA of Myotis myotis, 1968 nucleotides long. RefSeq names its product serine protease 53 (gene PRSS53). Lineage: Eukaryota; Metazoa; Chordata; Mammalia; Chiroptera; Vespertilionidae. Bases 90 to 1853 code for a protein of 587 amino acids. The record is from RefSeq and is a predicted model, not a curated record. Gene Ontology annotation, biological process: proteolysis. The transcript is spliced from 10 exons. Gene Ontology annotation, molecular function: serine-type endopeptidase activity.
CCAACUCCUGGGGGUGGAGCAGAGGUGGAGCUAGUGAGACCCGGUGGCCUGAGAACCACAGCUCAGGUGGCAGAGUGGCCCGGAGCAGCAUGAGGCAGAGCUGGGGACCAGGGCUGCUGCUCCUGGGAGCCGUGGUCCUCAUAGAGGGUCUUCAGGCAGCUCAGCGUGGUAAGCUCUGGGGACACGGGGCUUGGGCCUUCCCGGGGUCUGGAUGGACCCUGCGUGAGGACAGGAUGGGGGCCUGCUCUCCUGACCCACCUCUCUCCACAGCCUGCGGGCAGCGCGGCCCUGGCCCCCCUGACCCUCAGGAGGGCAGCACAGGGCCUGGCGAGUGGCCGUGGCAGGCCAGUGUGCGGAGGCGGGGGGUGCACAUCUGCAGUGGCUCCCUGGUGGCGGACACCUGGGUCCUCACGGCUGCCCACUGCUUUGAAAAAGCGGCAAUGACAGACCUGAGCUCCUGGUCAGUUGUUCUGGGCUCUCUGCAGCGUGAGGGGCUGAGCCCCGGGGCUGAGGAGAUUGGGGUGACUUCUCUGCAGCUGCCCAGGGCGUACAACCACUACAGCCAGGGCUCAGACCUGGCCCUGCUACGGCUCGCCCACCCCACAGCCCACACACCCCUCUGCUUGCCCAGACCUGCCCAUCGCUUCCCCUUUGGGACCUCUUGCUGGGCCACUGGCUGGGACCAGGACAUUAGUGAUGCUCCCAGGAUCCUACGGAAUCUGCGCCUGCGUCUCAUCAGCCGCCCCACGUGUAACUGUCUCUACAACAGGCUGCACCAGCGGCUGCUGGCCAGCCCGGCCCGGCCUGGGAUGCUGUGUGGGGGUGCCCAGCCCGGGGUGCAGGGGCCCUGCCAGGGAGAUUCUGGGGGCCCCGUGCUGUGCCAUGAGCCUGAUGGACACUGGGUUCAGGCUGGGAUCAUCAGCUUCACGUCCAGCUGUGCCCAGGAAGACACUCCCGUGCUGCUGACUGACACGGCUGCCCACAGCUCCUGGCUGCAGGCCCGCGCUGGGGGCGCAGCCUUUCUGGCCCAGAACCCAGAGGCCGUGCAGCUCAGUGAUGAGGACAGCUGUGUAGCCUGCGGAUCCUUGAGGGGAGAAGGUCCCCAGGCAGAAGCCCCCUCCCCAUGGCCCUGGGAUGCCAGGCUGAAGCACCAGGGGAAGCUGGCCUGUGGCGGAGCCCUGGUGUCAGAGGAGGUGGUGCUGACUGCAGCCCACUGCUUCAUUGGGCGGCAGAGCCCAGAGGAAUGGAGCGUAAGGCUGGCGGCCGGACCAGAGGAGCACAGCCUCAAGCAACUCAUCCUGCAUGGGGCUUACACCCACCCCGAGGGGGGCUACGAUGUGGCCCUGCUGUUGCUGGCCCAGCCGGUGACAUUAGGCCCCAGCCUGCGGCCCCUCUGCCUGCCCUAUGCUGACCACCGCCUGCCCGAUGGGGAACGUGGCUGGGUCUUGGGGCUGGCCCGCCAAGGAGCAGGCACCAGCUCCCCUCAGACAGUGCCUGUCACCCUCCUGGGGCCUAGGGCCUGCGGCCGGCUGCAUACUGCCCUCGGGAGCGAUGGCACCCCUAUUCUGCCAGAGAUGGUGUGCACCAGUGUUGUGGGUGAGCCGCCCCGCUGUGAGGGCCUGUCUGGGGCACCACUGGUGCUUGAGGUGAGGGGCACAUGGUUCCUGGCUGGGCUACACAGCUUUGGCGAUGCCUGCCAGGGCCCCGCGCGGCCUGCAGUCUUCACAGCGCUCCCCACCUACGAGAACUGGGUCAGCAGUUUGGACUGGCAGGUCUACUUCUCCAAGGAGCCCGAGCCCGAGCCCGAGCCCGGAAGCUGCCUGGCCAAUAUGAGCCAACCAGCUGACUGCUGACAGGUAGCUCUGGGAUGCUGCAAACACAUCACUGCUUCUGCCCCUCUCCAUUCCCCCCACCCACACAAUUCCAGCAACUGGGCAGGCCCCAGAGCCCAGUGGAUUGGCAGCUGCC